Molecule: messenger RNA, 3303 nt
Organism: Pygoscelis adeliae (Adelie penguin)
Lineage: Eukaryota; Metazoa; Chordata; Aves; Sphenisciformes; Spheniscidae
Gene: DYNC1I2
Product: dynein, cytoplasmic 1, intermediate chain 2
Exons: 16
Coding region: 32-1861 (609 amino acids)
Biological process (GO): transport along microtubule
Cellular component (GO): cytoplasmic dynein complex
Molecular function (GO): dynein light chain binding; dynein heavy chain binding
Source: RefSeq, a predicted model, not a curated record
CAUACCACUAAGUAUAUUGGGUGUUUCAGCCAUGUCUGACAAAAGUGAACUGAAGGCGGAGUUGGAGCGCAAGAAGCAACGAUUAGCUCAAAUCAGAGAGGAGAAGAAAAGAAAGGAGGAAGAAAGAAAGAAAAAAGAAACUGAUCAGAAGAAAGAAGUUCUUCCUGUACAAGAAGAAUCUGAUCUUGAAAAGAAGAGAAGAGAAGCUGAAGCAUUACUUCAGAGCAUGGGGUUAACACCUGAGUCUCCUGUUGUCCCUCCUCCUACCUCUCCGUCUUCCAAAUCUGUGAGUACGCCAAGUGAGGCUGGAAGCCAGGACUCUGGUGAUGGCGCUGUUGGAUCUAGACGUGGACCUGUUAAACUUGGAAUGGCCAAAAUUACACAAGUUGACUUUCCUCCUCGAGAAAUUGUUACAUAUACAAAGGAGACGCAAACACCUGUUAUGACUCAGCCAAAGGAAGAUGAGGAAGAAGAAGAUGAUGUGGUUGCACCAAAACCAUUAGUUGAACCUGAGGAAGAAAAAACAUUAAAAAAAGAGGAGGAGGAAGAAGCUGCCCCUCAUGAACUUACAGAAGAGGAAAAACAACAAAUUUUGCAUUCUGAAGAAUUUUUAAGUUUCUUUGACCACUCCACAAGGAUUGUCGAAAGAGCCCUUUCUGAGCAAAUCAACAUUUUCUUUGACUACAGUGGAAGAGACUUAGAAGACAAAGAAGGAGAGAUUCAAGCAGGAGCAAAACUGUCCUUAAAUAGGCAGUUUUUUGAUGAACGUUGGUCAAAGCAUCGUGUUGUCAGUUGUUUGGACUGGUCAUCUCAGUACCCAGAGUUACUUGUAGCCUCUUACAACAACAAUGAGGAUGCACCUCAUGAGCCUGAUGGGGUGGCCCUCGUAUGGAAUAUGAAGUACAAGAAAACUACCCCAGAGUAUGUCUUUCACUGCCAGUCAGCAGUGAUGUCAGCUACAUUUGCAAAAUUUCAUCCCAACCUGGUGGUGGGUGGCACGUACUCAGGCCAAAUAGUGCUAUGGGAUAAUCGCAGCAAUAAGAGAACCCCAGUGCAGAGAACUCCACUUUCGGCUGCUGCUCACACGCACCCAGUGUACUGUGUAAAUGUUGUUGGGACCCAGAAUGCUCAUAAUUUGAUUAGUAUCUCAACUGAUGGGAAAAUAUGCUCUUGGAGUCUGGACAUGCUUUCCCAACCGCAGGAUAGCAUGGAGCUGGUUCACAAACAGUCCAAGGCUGUGGCUGUUACUUGCAUGUCCUUCCCUAUUGGAGAUGUCAACAAUUUUGUUGUUGGCAGUGAAGAAGGCUCAGUGUACACUGCAUGCCGUCAUGGCAGCAAAGCUGGAAUCAGUGAGAUGUUUGAAGGACACCAGGGACCAAUCACAGGUAUCAACUGCCAUGCAGCAGUUGGACCUGUAGACUUCUCACAUCUUUUUGUCACCUCUUCUUUUGACUGGACAGUAAAGCUUUGGACAACUAAGAAUAACAAACCUCUCUACUCCUUUGAAGACAACUCCGAUUAUGUUUAUGAUGUGAUGUGGUCUCCAACUCACCCUGCCUUGUUUGCCUGUGUGGAUGGGAUGGGCAGGCUUGACCUGUGGAAUCUCAACAAUGAUACUGAGGUGCCAACGGCAAGCAUUACUGUGGAGGGCAAUCCUGCUCUGAACCGUGUGAGAUGGACGCAUUCUGGGAGAGAGAUUGCUGUAGGUGAUUCAGAGGGACAAAUAGUUAUAUAUGACGUGGGAGAGCAAAUUGCCGUUCCUCGCAGUGAUGAGUGGACUCGAUUUGGUCGAACACUGGCAGAAAUAAACGCUAACAGAGCUGAUGCAGAAGAGGAAGCUGCAACCCGCAUACCGGCGUAGGCCUUUAAAAUAGGCAGCAGUGGUAGACUAUGAAUGAUUUGAUGCAAAUCUUAAAAGUGUAAGCAUGUGUCAGUUCAAAUAAUAGCUUAAGGGAGGAAUAUAUGGAUUCAGCUAUGGACUUUGAAAAUGUAUUAAGAUCACUGAAAAUCAGAUCUUGCAUUGUCACUUUUUAUAUAUCAAUUACAAGCACAUUCUUGGAUUUGUGUAACUUUUAAUACAGUUAACUGACUUUGCAAGGAACUUCUUUUGCUGAAAUGCUAACCUGGUGUAAAUUUGCUAUUGGGCUUCUGAAAUUUCCACUUUGUAACAGCAUCUGUUUCUGAAAAGCAAAAGUUCUGUUUCUAAACUAAACUUUCUAUAUUACACACUAACUUUCAUUAGGCAGUAAAUUUCUGAAGCAUUCUUUAAUUUGAACUCUUCAAAUUACCCAUGGAUAUGCAUGCAUAUGUUCCAAGUAAGUUUCAUUGUUUAUAUAUAGAUAAGCCUCAGACUCUGGUAGCGGGUAAUAUACGUGAAUAAAAAUUUGUCUGUAGUUACAAACUUAUUUGAUAAUUGGACCUGAAUUAAUGAAAUACAUAUUUAAUACCAAGUUCUUUUGUUUGAAUUGGUGCAUUAAAAGGUGAGACUGAUUCACAAAUAAAUAUUAUAUGAGCUCUUGUCAACUGCCCUGACCCCUAAUCUCUGUCCCUUCAGUAGUUUGAGAGUAGAAAGUUCCUGGGAGCUGCUGCUUUCAUUUUACUACACACAUCACAAGAGUUGUUUUCUACCCCCAACCUCCACUUCCUACCAUGGCAAUCGGCCAAAAAGAAAAAGGCUUCUGUUGUCAAAUUUUUCUUUUCCAAAGGAUAAGGAACUAGAUUUUGACUUAAUUUCUAUAGCAUGAUGGUUUGCAUUCUGUUAACUACAGACUUGCUACUAAUUUUCCAUAUUAAGUUAAAGAAAGAUAUUUUAAUUGCUUAACAUUUUUAUUGAAACCAAACCUCUCAAUGGCUUGAAAGAGAAUGGUUGGAAUUUGUGUUAAAGGUUAAAUUUUUUUGAGUGUAUCUUUCUUAGGACAUUAUAAAGUUUCCCAUCAAGACUGGUUUUGGGGUUGGGGGGACUUUGUGGUGUUUGGUUUGGGUUUUUUGGGGUUUUUUAGUAAAUAUUCUGACUUUGUACUAAUUAGGCACUAAACCAGGAUUGACUUUUAACUUAGGACUCUAGUUUGUUUCUAGUAUUCUUAAUCUGCUACAAGCUUAUAAUUUUGCCAGAAGAGCUGUUUUAUAUGCUUAAAAGUAGGAAAUAGGUUUAUAUUCCUUAAUCAGCUUUACGUCCAGAAGUAUUCUUAUUGUUCCUUCAUUGUUUGUGUGUUAAGUGGGGUUUUUUUGUUGUGUUUUUUUCCUAUUUCUCCUUGUCUCAGUUCUGUUACGAGCAAUUCAUAGAGACACAGGCAGCAGUAACAG